Messenger RNA from Pyrus x bretschneideri (Chinese white pear), 1424 nucleotides. Its product is annotated as phosphatidylinositol transfer protein 3-like. The record is from RefSeq and is a predicted model, not a curated record. The transcript has 6 exons. Gene Ontology annotation, molecular function: phosphatidylinositol transfer activity. NCBI's taxonomy places the organism in Eukaryota, Viridiplantae, Streptophyta, Magnoliopsida, Rosales, Rosaceae. Bases 268 to 1158 code for a protein of 296 amino acids.
AUAUUAUAAAUCCCAACCAUUAUUCCCUUCUUCUUCCCAUCGACCUCAAUCCUCGCAUCCGGUAAAUCUCACCAAAUGCCACCCCCUUCAAGGUCAAAAAUCAGCGUCAUCAAGCCAAACACAUUCUCUCUCUAAAACAUUUUUAAUUGCCAUAAAAGUACAAGCACAAAGCUCUACCUUAAUUGCUUGCCCAGAGGGAUCUCUUGCAUUUCACUCUCUCCUCUCAUCAAACCAAAGGGUGAAAAGUGAGGUCAAUUGGUGAGCAACAUGUAUCUUUUGAGAAGACAAUCUCAAAAACCAACCCCUGAGGAUGAUUCUGCACAAAAGGAUGCAAAGGUCAAAGAACUCAGGGCUGCACUUGGCCCCUUAUCUGGACGUAAUUUGAAGUACUGCACCGAUGGAUGCCUUCGGAGAUAUUUGGAAGCUCGGAGCUGGAACCUUGAUAAGGCGAAGAAAAUGCUUGAAGAGACGCUGAGGUGGAGGGCAACUUAUAAGCCAGAAGAAACCCGUUGGCAUGAAAUAGCGCAUGAAGGUGAGACUGGCAAAGUAUCUAGAGCUACUUUCCAUGAUCGACUUGGGAGGAGCGUGCUUAUACUGAGGCCGGCAAAGCAGAACACAAACUCGCCCGAAGAUAAUAUCCGCCAUUUAGUCUAUCUUAUAGAAAAUGGUAUCCUCAACCUUCCUGAAGGUCAAGAACAAAUGUCGUGGUUGGUUGACUUCACUGGAUUCUCAAUCAACACCAAUGUCACCGUCAAGACAGCCCGGGAUAUUAUUAACAUUCUACAGAACCAUUACCCCGAGAGGCUUGCGGUUGCAUUCCUGUAUAACCCACCAAGAAUUUUUCAGGCAUUCUGGAAGGCUGUCAAGUACUUCCUGGAUCCCAAGACCUUUCAGAAGGUGAAGUUUGUAUACCCUAAAGGUAAGGAAAGUGUGGAGCUCAUGAAGACAUUCUUUGAUGUUGAAAAUCUUCCGAGCGAGCUUGGGGGACAAGCCACCCUCAAGUAUGACCAUGAGGAGUUUUCACGAAUGAUGGCGGAGGAUGAUGUGAAAACUGCCAAGUUCUGGGGAUUUGACGAGAAGCCUUGCCAUAUAACAAAUGGGCAUUCUGAAGCAGAGGUGGCACCGGAGCCUCUCCCCGUCGCACCUGCGGCUAGCUGAUUAACCCUGCCCCGCCCAGUGAAGUACAGUAAGAAUUUAAAGAGAUACAAUGAGUACAAGGCUACAAGCUGAACCUACUUAUAUUUGUCUUGUUUUAUAUUCUGAAUGAGGACUGGGAGGAUUCAUGGUUCAGUUCCUCUCUGCGGGUUAUUAAGCAUUUGAACUACUGUGCUUAACUGCUAAUUACGAGGGAAAUCGUAACCUGUGUGUUGUUUUCCUGACAUUCUAUAUUUUUUAAUGGACUUUUCUAUAAUAUUUUCACUUGA